AUGUCAGCCUAACAGAAAUAGAAAUCAAAUAAGAGUAAGGCUCUAUUCAAGAAGCCAUAACAUUUUCCUAGCAAUGAACCAUAGUUCAAAGAGGAACAUAGCAACUAAUAAAAAGGCUAAUAAAAUCCUGAGGAUAUACCAUUAGAUACUACUAAAGUAAAAUAAGUAGAAGGUUCUCUAUUCUUUAAGCAAACAGAGACCCAAAAAUAAGGAGGUCAAAAGUAAGAAGAUAUACAUGAGAAAUUAAAAGAUAAAAGUAUUGGUAAGGAAGAAUUUAAAGACGAAAAACCAGGAAAGUCUCGAUCACAAAAGAAAAGAGAGUAAAAGGCAAAAAAACUAAGCAAGUAGCGUGAAUAAGAAUUACAUUAAGAGGAAAAAUAAAAGCAUUAGCAAUAGGAAUCAAAAGAUAUGGCUUUGACCUCAGAAAAACUAUUAAAAGGAACUGAGAAUGAACCUAUUUUAUAAAAGGAAGAAGAGGAGAUUUACAGUAAACAGAGUUAAAAGAAUUAGAUUUAGGAAUCUCUUAAGGAAGCAAUUGAGCAGCAAAUUAAAAAAGAAUAAAAUAAGGAAUCAAAAGAGAGACCUCUUGAAAGAUAGUAGCUUUUAACAAGUAAAGAGAUUGACUAAGCUCUAACCGAAUCAAAUUAAAACAAGGAAUCAAAUGAUUCUAAGAAAGAAGAGUAAAAGUAGGAAUAAGAAUACAUAAGAUAAAUUAACUAGAAAUUGGAUAAGCAAGAGUAGAGGGAUUAAGAGAACUUGGAGCUUUUAUAAAGAAAUAUGAAUAUUGGUGUUUCAAUUGAAGAUCAAGAGGCUCAAAAAGAGAGAAAAGAUAGCCUUUCAAAAUAAGAAGCAGAAAAGGAACUAGAGUAACUUGAAAGUAAUAUACCGACAUUUGAAUAUGCUUAUGAUACUUCAGCUUAGCUAUCUGAUGUACCAACUCAUCUGCACCCUUCUCCUCCACCUGAGAAAAGUUAGUUCUUCAAGGAAGAAUCAGACUAACAAGAAAAUGAGGUCGAAUCUCAAUUCAGCAAGGUAAAGCUUGCAGAGUAAUAGAAAAUUUAAGACGAAUAAGAUAAAUACAGAGAAGAAUUAACUUAAAAGUUGGAGAAGUAAAGAGAUCUUGACUAAAAGGAAUAUAGUUCUUAAAAAUAAAUAGAUUAGGAAUAAUAAGUCUGGUAAGAUAGUAUGAAAUUAAAGAAUCCUGAGGAAGAAGGCAAAAAUGUCCUAAAUGAAAACAGGAAAUAAUUUAGUGAGUAGUAGUAUAGAAAUUUAUAGGUGGAGCCGGAGCUUUUUCUCGAUUCUCAAAUGCAACUUCAAAUAAAUAGAUAACUAAAUCUACUUUAGAGCUAGAAAAAGAACAUAAUGAAUUACUGUAACACAAUGAUAAAGGAAGGCCAAAAACUGAUGAAGCUAAUAUGUCUAGCUCUUUUAUAUAAGAUCCACUAGAUGCAAUACAGAAUGUAUCUUGAAAAUAAAAGGGAUGAUUUUCAACACGAAGAGAUCAUCAGAAUACUUGAGAAGUAAUAGUAGGAUGACAUGAUUCAUGAUAUUAUUAAUAGAGAAUACAAUAAGUUUUCAAAGACUAUACAAACAGGAUAAAAUAUAGAUUAAAGUUAAAGAACUGAGGAUCCAAGUUGCUAUAAUGAAAAAGGCUAAUAUGACCCUGAGUUAUGCAAUCUUGAUAUUUAAAGAAGAGACUGGGAAGGUCAAGAUAAUAUGAAGUAAUUUUCAGGAGGUAAGAAAUUUUAAAGCAAAUGA
Stylonychia lemnae is the source of this 1758-nucleotide messenger RNA. Lineage: Eukaryota; Ciliophora; Spirotrichea; Sporadotrichida; Oxytrichidae. The record is from the annotation of a GenBank genome assembly.